ACGAGACACCACUUCGACACACGACACAGCCGCGCGCAAACGUAUCGCGUCACUUUCACGAUCAAAAAUAUAUUACAAACAAAAAAAAAGGGGAAAACUGACUAGAAAUCUCACAUUUUUCUCAACAAAACGGCCAUUUAUCGAGAUUCAACGAGCGUUAUCGGUGUGUUUAUAAAUAAAUUAUGUUGAAUUCAUACAACGGACAAUAGAUUUGCAGCGCGUGUUUGUUUUUCUUUUUCUAUCUUCGAUUCUCUCGACCGGUGUUCGCAGUGCACACUUUGGACGUGCCAAAGUUCUGUUUGAUUGUUUGUGGUGUAAUAUGGGUGUUAUUAAGUUCGCUAUGCCUUUACUGAGUACGCUGGCAGCAUUAGUGAUAAUUGUUCACACCGCAGAAGACAACUUCGAACAGAAUUACAGGGACCUGAGACCUAGGUCUAUGGAUGUUGGUGAAACACGUUUAGAAAAGCCAUUGCGGAACAUGCAAGUAGCUCCUAUUUUGACCCCAUCUCCUCCGAUAGCUCAAGAUGAAAUGUGGGACGAAAUAAAUCCAGAUCAACCCCUAAGACGAAGACGAAGAAAACGCAAAAGGAGGCCAUUAACGUCCAAUGAAGAUGAUCUUACAUCACAGGAGAGAUACAUCUAUACGGAUCCAUCGCGACCAAAUCGUCAAGAAACCAAUGACACGCCGGGAAGGAGACGUAAAAGAAUCGGACAACGCGAACCAAAUGACAACAAACGAUGGAGAGACAGUACAGAAAGAGAAAGGAAGAGAAGGAGAGGACAGAGAAGAAAGAGACCAAACCAAGAUGAGUGGCCGGAAUUAAGCGAGUUCAAUGAUUACCGACAGCAUGAACGUGAACAAAAUAAAGAGGCGGUUGAAGUUAUGGAAACCAGAAUACCUAACACCAAUUAUAAAGAUUAUAGUUUAAACAAUGACUACACGAAAAUCGAAGAAGUGGAAUUAGAUAAGAGUGAAAAUGAACCACAAUUUACUGACCUUUCAGAAUUAAAUUAUGAACAAGAGGCAGAUAAGGGCGACGAUGAGGCAUCUUUAUCAGAAUUUUCAUCAGAAAUUGCGAUAUCUCCUACAGUGACUUCCAAUACUAGUAUUUUAAAGAUAAGGGAUAAAAUACGAGAGAAGGAUCUAAGUAACUAUAACAAUGUAAUUGAUGAAAAAGCCAAGGAAUAUGGCCGUUUGGAUCCCAAAUCUCUAAAAUCUAUUUUAAAAAGAUCAAAAGGAAAAAGUUUAAGCGAAAUUCUACAACAGAAUAACCUAACUUUGGCUGAUCUGCUACAAGGGAAUGUGAGAGCUUUAACGGCACUUAAAAAGGAGGAAUCUAAUCAAAAAUCAAACCAAAAUGUGUUGCCGGAAAAAGCAUUGGAAAUAGACCCGUCGCGGAAUAUGAAGAGAAACAACGAAUACGAAGUAAAUGAGAAUAUCAACUUAGAAACAACAACCUUAAUGGAUACAAGUAGUACAACAAGUGAAAAUAGACCUCAGAAUACAUUAACAAGACGUGCUGAGUCUGUAUUAAGUGAAGACGCAGUUGUAUCCGAAGCCCCUAGACGUAAUGCUAAGCAUUACUUACGACGACGAUAUCCUGUACGGAAACAAAUAAGAAUGAGGGCCAUGACAAAUAACACAUUUAAAGGACAAUUAAGUAGAGAUCUAAUAGCGCAAUCUGCACUUAAAUACAAAAAUAACAGAAACGUAUCCAGGCCACGAGAAUGGAAAGAAUAUCUACCAUCAAGAGUAAAAUUAGGGCAUAUGAAAACACAGCGUAAUAACGAAAACGAUAAUAAUACUGACAAUAUAACAACUAUUGUUUACACACCACAAGAAAGUACUACUCCAGAACAAUUUGAAACUACCACAGAUUCGUCUGAUCUCUAUGAGGACACAGAAAUUCCAAUAAUUAUUGAGAUGGGUACUGAGUCUUCCAGUACUCUAAUGGAUAACAUUCAGACUACCACUGAAAGUAUUGAAGAUGAAGAAACUGAAAACAUUAUUGUUUCAGAGAAGUCCAUAACUUCUUCCACAAAACCAAUUCUUAGCACAUCGGAUCUUAGACGUCAAGUCUUCACUAAUAAGCUUAAGAGAAAAAGACAAAAGCAAAGAGUUUCAACUACGGAAUAUCCAGAUGACAUAGCGUUGCAACAUGUUUUUGGUGAAGCAAAUUUCGUAUCCGCUUCUGAAUUUAUAGCCAAAACACAAACAAAAACGACGAAUGCCAUUGACGAUAACGACUUUUCAACAUUAGAAGAUUUCUUAACCACACAAUCUGCUCAAAGUAUUACAAACAGACACCAAACUAAAAAACUACCUACCACAAAAAUUAACAUUGAAUCGACAACACCAAGCACAUUUACUACUGAAGAAACCGCUAACAUGGAAAUAGAAGAGAUCCUUAAUGACAGUCUGACAAAUGCGAGGCUCACCGAGAUUUUAAAGGAGAGAAAUAUGACGCUAAGUGAAUUAGUGGCUCAUCGAGAACGAGGGUCAAGUCAUUUACACUUAGCAGACAUAUUCCAUAACGCAUCUAGAGAACCGAAUCCGCCGGAACCGUUCCUCACAAAAUCACUUAUAGAACCUAUAUCCAAAGAGACAUAUCCUCUAAGAGCUCUCUUAGAAGCAAAUUUACAUGAUGCCAAAACUACAACAUUAGAUCCAAAUACAUCAAACUUAAACAUACCAGUCGUCAUGGAUUUUGGAAAUAACGUGAACGAAAUUGGAGAAAACAUGGGCAUUAUAUCACUAUUUAAGAAUUUUAGCAAAGUUGACAAUACAACUAUUAAUGAUAGUUAUGUUAUAAACAAAGAUGCUUCAAUAACAGAUGAUAUUGAAAGAGAUGGACGUUCGUUAAAUGGAGUCAAGGAUUCUGUAACGUGGAAUGAUCUGAUAAAAUUAAUACAGACAAAACACCAAGAAACUAAUGAAGAAACAUUAGCUACAGAUGAGGUUCCAAAUCUACCUAAGGAGAAUCUAAAGGACACUAUUGAUGAUAGUUCAUUAGUCUUUGAGGAUUUAGAGAAUUUGGAAAAAAUCAAUAACGAAAUUAGCACAGACGAGUUUCUAGAGAUUAAUCUACAUGAAAGAAAUCAACCUCCACCAAGACCUCAAGUGGAGAUACCCGUUUCCAGUAACACUAGAUCUGUGACGGUAGCCACGAUAAGUAUAACAGGGCUGGCAUUGAUUUUGUUCUUAUUGACUUAUGCCGCGUUAAAAUGGAAACAGCAAAGCUUAAUAUUUAAUAAGACAAAAACCGCAGAGGACGCGUGUGUCCCUACACCGGUAUUUGAAAAUAGGAAAACUCAAAAGCUAAACAGCAGUACUAGAAGUAAAAGUCCUAUGUUGUCUAGUAAUAUUUAUACCAUAGAUUCCAUCGACCCAAGAGAAGGUAGUGAGUCUCCUGAAUACAUGUGGGAUUCAUUAAGGAAACCAUAUCAGUAACAUUAUCUGUAUAAAUCACACUGAAUAUACUUAAUUUAAUUUAUAACCCCUAUAUAAUAAUUUUAUUAUUGUUGUAUCUGUGCAUUUUGGCUAUUUUUAAAAAGUAGGCAUAUUCUACAUUUCAGUAUUAAACGGCAUGUGCAAUACA
Molecule: messenger RNA, 3599 nt
Organism: Danaus plexippus (monarch butterfly)
Lineage: Eukaryota; Metazoa; Arthropoda; Insecta; Lepidoptera; Nymphalidae
Exons: 5
Coding region: 320-3451 (1043 amino acids)
Source: RefSeq, a predicted model, not a curated record